Eimeria maxima is the source of this 702-nucleotide messenger RNA. RefSeq lists its product as hypothetical. Lineage: Eukaryota; Apicomplexa; Conoidasida; Eucoccidiorida; Eimeriidae. Bases 1 to 702 code for a protein of 233 amino acids. The transcript has 3 exons. The record is from RefSeq and is a predicted model, not a curated record.
AUGAGCUCCUCAAGGGAAGAUUCAAAAGGCAGUGUACAUACACCUGAAUUAUCUACACCACAAGAAGAAUCUUUACGUUCUUUCUUCUUGGCUCCUCCCCCAGAAAAUGCAAAAGAGCAAUACUGUUACUUUGGGGGUGGGGUUGUAAACGUUUUGCUUCCUGUAGGUAUUGGUGUUAUAUGCUCAAUAGUGUAUGGGGUUAGUAUGUUUAUUGCUGCAGCAAAAGCAGCAAUAGCAGCAGCAAAAGAGAGAGCAGCAGCAAGAGCAGCAGAAGAAGAUAAUAAUAUUGAUGAAGAAGGACAGCAGCAGCAGCAGCAACUAGAGGAGCAACAAGAACUGCAGCAACAAGAUCUGCUGCUGCAGCAAGAGCAGCAAGACAUGCAGCAACCUGAUCAUCAGCUAACCCAAGACCUACAGCUGCAGAUACAGCAGCAGCAGCAAAUAGACGAGGUGCAGCAGCAACAGCAACAGCAGCAGCAGGAUCAGGAUCAGCAGCAGCAGCAAGAGCAGCAGGAGCAGCAGGAGCAGCAGGAAUCAGAGGAAUCCUUAGAUAGACACAUAACAAGAGACGCCCUCCCCUAUGCAGCAAUAGCAGCAAAACUGCAGCAGCAGCAGCAGCAGCGAGCAGACCUGUGCAUACACCCCUCGCAAGAUUUUGUACAACCAUCUAUAGCUAAAGAAUUAACUAGAUUAGCUAGCUAG